AUGUUGAGGGUUUUUUUUCCCCCUUUACUCCAGGCUGCUGUGACCUUUGCGGACGUCGCCAUCCUUUUCUCCCGAGAGGAGUGGGAGAUCCUAUCAGACGCCCAGAAGGAGCUGUACCGAGAGGAGAUGCUGAAGAAUUACGGCAACCUCCGCUUGCUUGGCCUGGUGACUGCCAAACCGGGGCUCGUUUCCCAGCUGGAAGAGGGGGAAGAGUUGUACAAGGACAUCCUGGAGAGGGGCGCCCCAGCAGCCCCCUUCCUCACUCAGAAGGGAGUUGCCCUUCCUGAAAGGCCAGGUGUACAUCAAAAGAGCUACCCUGAAACAUUACAGAAAAAAGAGAAUCACAAGUGGGGGGGGGCAACCCGGUGA
Messenger RNA from Candoia aspera, 369 nucleotides. Its product is annotated as zinc finger protein 485-like. The record is from RefSeq and is a predicted model, not a curated record. Gene Ontology annotation, biological process: regulation of DNA-templated transcription. The transcript is spliced from 3 exons. NCBI's taxonomy places the organism in Eukaryota, Metazoa, Chordata, Lepidosauria, Squamata, Candoiidae. The coding region runs from base 1 to 369 and encodes 122 amino acids.